This is a messenger RNA of Corythoichthys intestinalis (scribbled pipefish), 1790 nucleotides long. Its product is annotated as hsp90 co-chaperone Cdc37-like. Gene Ontology annotation, cellular component: cytoplasm. The transcript has 9 exons. Gene Ontology annotation, biological process: protein folding; protein stabilization. Lineage: Eukaryota; Metazoa; Chordata; Actinopteri; Syngnathiformes; Syngnathidae. Bases 185 to 1315 code for a protein of 376 amino acids. Gene Ontology annotation, molecular function: protein-folding chaperone binding; heat shock protein binding; protein kinase binding. The record is from RefSeq and is a predicted model, not a curated record.
UUAAUUGAAUUGGGUUGGAGACUGUCCUUCCAACCCGCCCAAUCUGGCAACGCUGUACGCGACGUAAACGUACGACGUGCCCCGGAAAUAUACAGCAGUACUUUCUAGAAUUUCUCGGUCGUCACUGUUCAGCGUAUCCCAGCUAGCCCCAGGCUAACGCUACCCGCCGUGUGAGUCUUCAAUCAUGUCCAAAAUAGACUACAGCGUAUGGGACCACAUUGAAGUGUCGGACGAUGAAGAUGACACCCACCCAAACAUUGACACACCGAGCCUCUUCAGGUGGAGACACCAGGCCCGUGUGGAGCGAAUGGAAGAAUUCCAGAAGAAAACACAAGACUUAAACAAGGGACUCUCAGAGUGCCGGCGUAAGGUGACAGAAGUGCAGAAGAAAAUCCAGGAGCUGAAUCUGUCGGGGACGGACGACAAUAAGGCCGACCUGUGCAAAGCGCAGGCAGAGGAGAAGAAACUGAAGAAGGAGCAGCGCGACUGGGAGAGGAAGCUUGAAGAUCACUGCCGCGACGAAAAGAAGAUGCCGUGGAAUGUGGAUACACUCAGCAAAGAAGGCUUCAGCAAGAGCGUUGUCAAUGUCAAACCUGAUGUGGUGGAAGAAUCCGAAGAGGACAAAGAGAAGAAGCAUAAGACCUUUGUGGAAAAAAAUGAGAAGCAAAUCAAGCACUUUGGCAUGCUGCGGCGCUGGGUUGACAGCCAGAAGUACUUGUCUGACAACCCUCACUUGGUGUGCGAGGAGACCGCCAACUACCUGGUCAUUAUGUGCAUUGACCUUGAAGUAGAGGAGAAACAUGCACUGAUGGAGCAAGUGGCCCACCAGACCAUCGUCAUGCAGUUUAUUCUGGAGUUAGCAAAAAGCCUCAAGGUGGACCCCCGAGGAUGCUUUCGUCAGUUUUUUGCCAAGAUCAAGACGUCAGAUCAACAGUAUCAGGAUGCUUUCAAUGACGAGCUGGAGUCCUUCAAAGAACGCGUGCGCGGCAGGGCUAAGAUCCGAAUUGAGAAAGCCAUGAAGGAGUACGAAGAAGAGGAGAGACAGAAGCGUUUAGGACCAGGAGGACUCGAUCCUGUUGACGUUUAUGAGAGUCUACCACUGGAGAUGCAGAAAUGCUUUGACGAAAAGGACAUCCAAAUGUUACAAGACGUGAUUAGCAAGAUGGAUCCGACGGAGGCCAAGGAGCACAUGAGGCGUUGCAUCGAGUCCGGACUUUGGGUGCCCAACUCCAAGCCGGGCGACGGGGACGAUAAAGAGGAGGAGGCCAUCUAUGAGGACACCAAAGAAGAGCUGGAAGAAGCCAAGAAGGACUGAGAAAUGGGGAGACCCUUUCUGUGUGAAUGUACUUGACCCGCUGCAAAGCCACGGCAACUCCAUUAAGUGUGCAACUAGUUCGCUAUGUCAGCAAAUUGUUUAAUCCCUCAGUUAAUGAUGGGUUCUACUUGGAAAGGAAUUAACCACAGCUUUUAUCAUGAGGUAUUUUACGUUGACCUUAAUGUGGACACAAAAACAUUGUUCUGUACACGCAAGUAUUAUGGUUUACUCUUUAUUCCUCAUAAACACAGGUUGCAGUUUUUUUUUGUUUUUUUAAUGAUGUAGGCUUUCAGCAGUUUCUGUAUUCUGUAAUUUCCCCUCAAAUUUUCUAUAAACAAGUUAAAGGUUUACCCAAAUUCUUGACUUUUUUUUUUGCAUGUGGCACAAAAAUGUACUUCUUCCAGGUCACAAUGUUUUCCAUAGGAAAUAAAAGUGAAUAUGUGGGUUUCUCAAAAUGUAUAGGUGGUUUUAAGGA